AUGGAACAAAUAAGUACACAUAUCAUCCUCCUCUUGACUUGCAAUCAUCCCAUCCAUAAAAAAACAAAAUCUCUCAUCACAAUGGCAUCAAGCUCAGUGUCUUCUCAAAGCUCUGGUUCGUGGACAGCUAAGCAGAACAAAGCCUUUGAGCAGGCUCUAGCAACCUAUGACCAGGAUACUCCUAACCGUUGGCACAAUGUUGCCCAAGUUGUUGGUGGAAAAACAACAGAAGAGGUAAAAAGACACUAUGAACUCCUUGUGCAAGAUAUCAACAGCAUAGAGACCGGUCAUGUCCCAUUCCCAAACUACAAAACCAAUGGCAGGCAAUUUCAGGAAGAAAAGAGGUAUUUAUUGCCCUAA
Molecule: messenger RNA, 360 nt
Organism: Brassica napus (rape)
Lineage: Eukaryota; Viridiplantae; Streptophyta; Magnoliopsida; Brassicales; Brassicaceae
Product: protein RADIALIS-like 1
Exons: 1
Coding region: 1-360 (119 amino acids)
Molecular function (GO): DNA-binding transcription factor activity
Source: RefSeq, a predicted model, not a curated record